ACCGGCGGCGGCGGCGGUGGCGGCGGCAUGGCCGUGUGGACCCGGGCUUGUAAAACGGGGCUGCUGGAGCUGCUCCUCCGGGAACGCUGGGUCCGCGUGUCGGCGGAACUGACCGGGGAGACCCUGAGCUUAACGGCGGAACCGGGGGCCGGGGAUGCGUCGGUGGUGAACGGCGUGGUGAACGGCAACGCGGAGGCGGCGGCGGCGGCGGCAGCAGCGGCACCCGGUUGCGUGAGGAGGGUGCGGGUGGUGAAAGCGGAGGCGGGAGGGCUCGGGAUCAGCAUUAAGGGAGGUCGGGAGAAUCGGAUGCCGGUGCUGAUCUCACGGAUCUUCCCGGGAUUGGCGGCGGAGAGGAGCGGAGCGCUCCGGUUAGGCGACGCCAUCCUCGCCGUGAACGGCGUCGAUCUCCGCGAUGCCACCCACGAUCAAGCCGUGCAGGCGCUGAAGAGAGCCGGCAGAGAGGUCAUCCUCGAAGUGAAGUUCAUGCGGGAGGUGACCCCCUACAUCAAGAAGCCAUCGCUCGUGUCGGACCUGCCAUGGGAGGGGGUGGCCCCACAGUCCCCCAGCCUGAGUGGCAGUGAGGACUCGGGAUCCCCCCAGCACCAGGGGCCCCGUGACCGCAAGGUGAUUCCCCUCAAGAUGUGCUUUGCUGCCCGGAACCUCAGCAUGCCUGACCUGGAGAACAGACUGAUCGAGCUGCACUCACCGGACAGCCGGAACACACUGGUGCUGCGGUGCCGGGACACGGCCACGGCCCACGCCUGGUUCAGCGCCCUGCACGCCAACAUCACUGCGCUGCUGCCACAGGUCCUGGCCGAGCUCAAUGCCACGCUGCGCUCUGGCAGCCCCACGGCCGGCAGGCAGGAGGUGAAGCACAUUGCCUGGCUGGCUGAGCAGGCGCGGCUGGACGGCGGGCGGCAGCAGUGGCGGCCGGUGCUCAUGGCAGUGACAGAGAAGGACCUGCUGCUAUACGACGGGAUGCCCUGGACCAGGGAUGCCUGGGCCUCCCCCUGCCACAGCUACCCACUGGUGGCCACCAGGCUGGUCCACUCAGGCUCCGGGCGCCGCUCACCUGCGCUGGGCUCGGAGCUGACCUUUGCCACGCGGACGGGGUCGCGCCAGGGCGUGGAGAUGCACGUGUUCCGCGUGGAGACACACCGGGACCUCUCAGCCUGGACACGUGUCCUGGUGCAGGGCUGCCACGCUGCUGCUGAGCUCAUCAAGGAGGUGACUGUGGGCUGCACGCUGGGCGGGCAGGAGGUCCAGCUCUCCAUCCACUACGAGGGUGGAUUCACCAUCUCCCGGGAGGAGCCGGGUGCCAGCGUCCUCUUCCGCUACCCCUACGAGCGGCUGAAGAUGUCGGCGGACGAUGGCAUCAGGACUCUCUACUUGGAUUUCGGAGGCCCUGAGGGGGAGCUGGCACUGGACCUGCACUCCUGCCCCAAACCCAUCGUCUUCGUCCUGCACACCUUCCUCUCAGCCAAAGUCACCCGCAUGGGGCUGCUGGCGUAGGUGCCCCAGGUCCCCCACGCUGUCAGGAACGAGCCGGGGGUCACAGAGGGACCCCCAACCUCUCCUGCCCUACCAGUGCCUUGCUGGGGCUGGGAUCCCUGCCCUGAGAGCCUCCAGGACUGCAGCAGGAUGGCUGCCCAGGUGGGGAAUGAGCCCCUCCUGCUCACACCAGCACCCCCAGACUCUCCAGUGCCCCAGGGGGCUGUUGGAGUACAGACACCAGCUUUGAUCCCUCCGGGGCUGAAGCCAUUGCUGAUUUCACCGCCUGUGCCUUGGAGUGAGGCCAGCCUGGCCUCCAUGCCUGGGGGACCCCUGGUGCUCCC
Corapipo altera (White-ruffed manakin) is the source of this 1835-nucleotide messenger RNA. It is a transcript of the gene SNTB2, whose product is annotated as syntrophin beta 2. Gene Ontology annotation, molecular function: protein binding; structural molecule activity. The record is from RefSeq and is a predicted model, not a curated record. NCBI's taxonomy places the organism in Eukaryota, Metazoa, Chordata, Aves, Passeriformes, Pipridae. The coding region runs from base 28 to 1512 and encodes 494 amino acids. The transcript has 7 exons. Gene Ontology annotation, cellular component: synapse; intracellular anatomical structure; dystrophin-associated glycoprotein complex.